This is a messenger RNA of Aspergillus wentii DTO 134E9, 1773 nucleotides long. RefSeq names its product alpha-keto acid decarboxylase family protein. Gene Ontology annotation, molecular function: thiamine pyrophosphate binding; magnesium ion binding; carboxy-lyase activity. The coding region runs from base 1 to 1686 and encodes 561 amino acids. The record is from RefSeq and is a predicted model, not a curated record. Lineage: Eukaryota; Fungi; Ascomycota; Eurotiomycetes; Eurotiales; Aspergillaceae. The transcript has a single exon.
AUGGUAAUCAAACUGGCAGACUAUCUCUUCACUCGCCUUCGCCAAGUCGGCGUCCACUCCGUGUUUGGUGUCCCUGGCGACUACAACCUCCGCUUGCUUGACUUUGUCCAACCUUCUGGCCUUGACUGGAUUGGCAAUUGCAAUGAACUCAACGCGGCAUACGCUGCCGAUGGCUAUGCUAGGAUCAAAGGUGUCUCUGCGCUCAUCACGACGUUUGGUGUUGGCGAGCUGUCAGCCAUCAAUGGCAUCGCCGGUGCGUAUACUGAAAGGGCAGCGGUCAUCCACAUCGUGGGCACACCAUCGCGAGCACUGCAGAGCUCUCGGUCUUUGGUGCAUCAUACUCUGGCAGAUGGCGACUAUCGACGGUUUGGCGCGAUGGCAUCUCAUGUAACCGUUGCACAGGUCGAUUUGAAAGAUCCCCGUCGUGUGCCUGGACAGAUCGACUGGGUUCUGGGACAGUCACUGCUUCAUAGUCGGCCAGUCUAUCUCCAAGUGCCGGAGGAUAUGGCUGAUGUUGAUAUCGAUGCAUCCAACUUGAAGUCGUCCAUUUCUGUGCCAUCUGCCCCGGUUGCUUCGCUUGGGUUGAUUGUGAUGGAGCGUAUAUUGGAACGGAUAUAUACCGCUCGGCACCCACUGAUCUUGGUGGAUGGAGAAAGUAGAUCGAUGGGAAUUCUUGAUGAGAUCGAGGAGCUGGUACGAAUGACUGGGUGGCCAACCUGGACGACCGUCUUCGGCAAGAGUCUGAUCAACGAACAAUUGCCGAAUGUGUAUGGCAUCUAUUCUGGACGGUUGGGCCGUCUGCCAUGUAAAGAUUACUUUGAUUCAGCAGACUUGAUUCUCAAUAUAGGGCCUCAUUACAGCGAUACCAACAGCCAGAACUUUACAACUAUUCCAAGCCAGGCUGCGUCCGUUACCUUCUCGCACAACUCCAUCCAGAUUGGCAGUGAGGUCUAUCCCGACAUCUCCAGCGACUUCGUCUCUCAGCUCAUACGCUCUAUCGAUGAAUCUUGCAUUCCCCGAGUCACCGGCCCGCCAAAACCAACCAUCAGGCCAGAUCUAUUGAGCCCAUCUCCUGAUAUCACGCAGAAGCACUUUUACCGCAUCGUGAACUCGCUCUUCCGCGACGGUGACCUCAUCUUCACCGAAACCGGGACAGCCGCACAUGGAGGUCGCAACUUCAUUUUACCCCCCAACACAAGGCUUUUCGGUCCAGUUACCUGGUUGUCUAUCGGUUAUAUGCUUCCUGCUACGUUGGGCGCAGUGCUGGCUCAACGGGAGCGGAACAAUGGCAGGAAUACCCGCGGGAUUUUGUUCAUUGGCGAUGGCAGUUUGCAAAUGUCAGUACAGGAAAUCAGCACAAUCAUCAGGGAGAAGUUGAAUGUGGUCAUCUUCGUCAUCAAUAAUGGAGGGUAUACCAUUGAGAGAGCGAUCCAUGGCAGGAAGCAGGCAUACAAUGAUAUUGCAUCGUGGAGACACGCACUGGCCAUGAGCUUCUUUGGUGCAAAUGAAAGUCAUGCUAUCAUAAACACAUUCGCCGCAAGAACAUGGGAACAGCUGGACCUCGUUUUAAAGGACCAACGAGUUCAACAAGGAGAGGGCGUCAGAAUGGUCGAAGUAUUCAUGGACAGAGAAGAUGUUGACGGGGCUUUGUUGCGUUUGAUGGAGAGGCAGAUCCAAAUGGAGUAAUUAUCUUGAACAUAUUAGACCGUUAGACCGUCUGUACACAAUGGCGAUUAUCGUUCAGCCAAAAAAAAAAAAAAAAAAAAAAAAAAA